CGCACGCGCUGAGUUAAUCAAACAGAGAGAAAGAGAGAGAGCCAAACUCCGAGUGUAAAGAAAAAUCUCAGGAAUAAUCCGAUUUUUAAUUAAAAUGCCGGCGACCUUCAGCUCAAAGAGCACCAGACCUCCGAUUCAAGACCAAAUCUCAGAGUUACAGAGAAAAAUCCAGCUGCUGGAGGGAGACAGAAGCGCGCAGUAUGAGAGCUCACAGAGUUUAAUAAAGAAGAACAGAGAGAAAAUCCUGCAGCUCAGACAGGAGAAUAAACUCCUACACCGGAAACUGGCCGAGACGCUUGCGGGAGAUGAGCAGGUCAUCAGGGACGUUUUCCAAUCCCGCAGCUCAGAGAAAGCUGCCUACAGGAACAUGUCCGGGAAGGAAGUGGUGCAGGUUCUGGAUCAGAAAGUGUGUGAUAAAGUGAAGAAGUUGAACGCACUGAAACACAUGACGAACACACAGCGCCACCGUCUGGAAGAACUGAACACUGACUACAACACCCUGAGAGAAACCAGACCAGGACUGCUGAUUGAUGGGGUCGCCAUGAACCUGCGUGUGUUGGAGAACCGGUUAGAAAAAGCACAACUGAAAUGUCAGGAGGCCGAACACAUCAUGAAGAGCUACCAAAAACUAAAGGAGCACCUGCAGGAGGAGAGUCUAACGUUCCAGUCUCAGUUAGAUGAGUUGGAGAAUGAGAUUAUUCUACAGAAACAGGAGCUCAGAGAUCUACAGCUAAUGAACAACAACGCACAUCAGGCCAAAGACGCAGCCAAGGCGGAGCUACAGCAUCAGGAGUUGAUGGUGUACGGUGAGAGGAGCGAGAGAGAGCUCACCCUGAACCGCUACAAAAAACAAGCAGAGGAACAAAAAGCACAAACUGACAGGGGGGAACGCCGAACCCAGAGGGUGGUGCUGCACACAGACGAGUUGAGUAGUGAAGCCCAGGGCAGUGGAGUAGCAGAAGGAGAGAACGACAAAACCAUCUCCAGCUUCGAGGAGGCUUUCCAACGCAUCACAGAGGCUACAGGAGUCACUGACAUACAGAAGGUGGUGGAAAGGUUCAUAUCUCAGCGUGACUCUCACACACAACUGGAGCAGCUGAAGGUGCAGAACGAGCGUGAGCUUCAGCGGCUAAAGGAGGAGAGAGACACAGUACACACUCAGUACCAGGACAUGAAGUACUCAGGGGAGACCAAACUGACCCAUGGGAGGAGGAUGUUGGAGGAGUGUGAGUCUCAGUUACAUAGGGAACAGCAGAGACGUGAUGCAGCUAAAGAGACUCUGGACAGAAUCACACACACACUGAACACUGUGAGCAACGCUGUGGAGCAUCUGUAUGACAAACUUCAGCACAUCACACUGCAGGAUGCCCCUGUGCAGCGAGAGUGUGUGUCUCCUCUGCCUGUGUUGGAUCUGAUGCAGGAGGCGGAGCUGAAACUGAUGAAGCUGCAGGACAAACUACAGGGAUGUGAUGUACACACACUCAUCAAGGAGAUGGAGGAGCAGGAGUUCCAUGCCAGCAUUGAGGGAAAGCUUCCUGACUACAACACUCGCAUCACACUGCCGGAUUAUCAGAGAGCCGACCUGUACGAAGAAGAGGACAACAGCUGGGAAGAUGAUGGUGAUGUUGUCACUCGGACGUCCCUCAAACGCCAGUCGCAGCUCAUCAUCGACUCGAGGACGAAGAGGAAGACUCGCCUGAGGAAGAGGAAGAGCAAACUGUGACCUUUCACCCCAUUUCACCUCAUUUCCUCUUUCAUUUUACAUGAUUAGUAACAUAAUAAAAUAUAAUUCAAUUAUUAUUAGGUUAUUAAAUAAAAACACAUGUAGCUCUUUCACUUCUCGUCACCUGUAGGGAUGAUGAUGUCAGCAUGGUGUAUUAUCACUGUAUAUCGUGUAGCAGAUAAACACACCUGAUACACAUAGAAUACAGUGCAUCCAGAAAGUAUUCACAGCGCUUCACUUUUUCCACAUUUUGUUAUGUUUUGUUUUUGUUAUAUUCCAAAAUGGAUUAAAUUCAUUAUUUUCCUCAAAAUUCUACAAACAAUACCCCAUAAUGACAACGUGAAAGAAGUUUGUUUGAAAUCUUUGCAAUUUUAUUAAAAAUUAAAAAACAAAAAAAGCACAUGUACUCACAAGCUUUGCUCACAGCCUUUGCUCAAUACUUUGUUGAAGCACCUUUGGCACCAAUUACAGCCUGAAGUCUUGUUGAGUAUGAUGCUACAAGCUUGGCACACCUAUUUUUGGGCAGUUUCUCCCAUUCUUCUUUGCAGGACCUCUCAAGCUCCAUCAGGUUGGAUGGGGAGCGUCGGUGCAGAGACAUUUUCAGAUCUCUCCAGAGAUGUUCAAUUGGGUUCAAGUCUGGGCUCUGGCUGGACCACUCAAGGACAUUCACAGAGUUGUCCUGUAGCCACUCCUUUGUUAUCUUGGCUGUGUGCUUAGGGUCGUUGUCCUGUUGGAAGAUGAACCUUCACCCCAGUCUGAGGCCCAGAGCGCUCUGGAGCAGGUUUUCAUCAGGGAUGUCUCUGUACAUUGCUGCAUUCAUCUUUUCCUUGAUCCUGACUAGUCUCUCAGUUCCUGCCGCUGAAAAACAUCCCCACAGCAUGAUGCUGCCACCACCAUGCUUCACUGUAGGGAUGGUAUUGGCCAAGUGAUAAGUGGUGCCUGGUUUCCUCCUGACAUGACGCUUGCCAUUCAGGCCAAAGAGGUCAAUCUUUGUUUCACCAGACCAGAGAAUUUUGUUUCUCAUGUCGUGAGAGUCCUCCAGGCGGGCUGUCAUGUGCCUUUUUCUGAGAAGUGGCUUCCAUCUGGCCACUCUACCACACAGGCCUGAUUGGUGGAGUGCUGCAGAGAUGGUUGUUCUUCCGGAAGGUUCUCUUCUCUCCACAGAGACACUCUGGAGCUCUGUCAGAAUGACCAUCAGGUUUUUGGUUACCUCCCUGACUAAGGCCCUUCUCCCCCGAUCGCUCAGUUUGACCAGGUGGCCAGCUCUAGGAAGAGUCCUGGUGGUUCCAAACUUCUGACAUUUACAGAUGAUUGAGGCCACUGUUCUUAUUGGGACCUUCAAUCUGUGCCUCGAUAAAAUCCUGUCUCGUUGGUCUACAGACAAUUCCUUGGACUUCAUGGCUUGGUUUGUGCUCUGACAUGCAUUGUUAACUGUGGGACCUUAUAUAGACAGGUGUGUGCCUUUCCAAAUCAUGUCCACUCAACUGAAUUUACCACAGGUGGACUCCAAUCAAGUUGUAGAAACAUCUCAAGGAUGAUCAGUGGAAACAGGAUGCACCUGAGUUCAGUUUUGAGUGUCAUGGCAAAGGCUGUGAAUACUUAUGUAGAUGUGCUUUUUUUGUUUUUUAUUUUUAAUAAAUUUGCAAAGAUUUCAAACAAACUUCUUUCACGUUGUCAUUAUGGGGUAUUGUUUGCAGAAUUUUGAGGAAAAUAAUGAAUUUAAUCCAUUUUGGAAUAAGGCUGUAACAUAACAAAAUGUGGAAAAAGUGAAGCGCUGUGAAUAAUUUCUGGAUGCACUGUAUAUGUAAAUAAACACGCACUGUAAGAAUGUAGUUUAAUAAAGACAGUGUGGAUCAGGAUUCUCCAAACACACUCUCAUACACAUUGAGAGAGAGAAAGAGAGAGAAAACUAUAACCAGUUCCUCCACUUAUAUAGCUGCAUUAUUUAAUAUAUUAUACAUUUUCUCAGCAAUAAGACACCACAGACAUCGGACCUCAUUCAUCAGUUAAAGUCGUGUGUAAAUGUAUGUGUAAGCCAAAACAAAAUAAAAUUUUAUGCCAGAGUUACAAAA
Molecule: messenger RNA, 3795 nt
Organism: Ictalurus furcatus (blue catfish)
Lineage: Eukaryota; Metazoa; Chordata; Actinopteri; Siluriformes; Ictaluridae
Gene: odad3
Product: outer dynein arm docking complex subunit 3
Exons: 13
Coding region: 95-1723 (542 amino acids)
Biological process (GO): outer dynein arm assembly; cilium movement
Cellular component (GO): cilium
Source: RefSeq, a predicted model, not a curated record